Molecule: messenger RNA, 756 nt
Organism: Diceros bicornis minor
Lineage: Eukaryota; Metazoa; Chordata; Mammalia; Perissodactyla; Rhinocerotidae
Gene: C27H21orf140
Product: chromosome 27 C21orf140 homolog
Exons: 1
Coding region: 1-756 (251 amino acids)
Source: RefSeq, a predicted model, not a curated record
AUGCCUCACUUUGCAAACCCUCUUUUAAGAAACAUCAUUGGCAGAAAUCUAUUUGACAGCAUCAAGAGGAAGCAAUGCCUCCAAUAUUUGAAAACCCUGAGAACACUGCAAUAUGAUGGAUUUAAGACCGUGUAUUUUGGGGAAACCGACAUCCCUGAAAGUCUUGUAACUGGGGAAGAUUUCAGCGAUGGAUAUUUCAUGCAGACUCCAACGUGGUGUAUUGUGCAUGCUGGUGGUCGUCAAGGAUGGGUGCCUUGGAAAUAUCGAAUGUUCCUAAGAGAUGAGUUAUGCAUCAAACAAGAAGACAGCCUCUUUUUCGAGUUCUGUGAUGCAGCGAAGAAGGCCUAUGGGAAGUGUGCCAUUGUGGUCAAAGAAAGAAGGCUGCAGGAUGAGAUGAGGCCAAAGGAAGACAAAGAGUCCGAGGCCCAGGCCCAUGUCCUAUCAGUCACUAACUUAACAAGCAUCGUAUGUUGCCCUGAGGUGGCCAAGUCCUGUGGUCACGAACUACUCUCUCUGCCUUCCUCUUACAAUUACCUGAACCCUUUAGACUCAGCCUGGUCUUCUCUGAAAUGGUUUAUCAUCAAUAACAGAAAGGAGUUUUGUUUGCAGUCCAUUGACAAUGCCUAUUCUUACCAGUAUAUACUUUUCAGCGAUUUAAUUAGCAAAGGGAUUGACAGGAUAAGCCCAAGCAAAUGGAAAACACUAACUAACAAAGUCCGGAGGUGGGAAAACUACUAUCUUGGUAAAUUUUCUUAA